AUAGGCAAUGAUCAGCAGUGAUCAAAUGGCAAAGAUGGCGCUGAUUUGUAUUAUGUCAAAUUUUUUAAAUUGAUUCCUUGAGCCUUAUUCAGUUUUGAGACAACGACCUGGCAAUCGAGUUAUCCGUUGCCAUUUUCACGUCACUUCGUGAUCGUGUCGCGAAUCGUGAACGCAAGUGGAGACGUGCGCGAGAGUCACGUGUAACAUUGCACGUAGGGCUUUUGCACUUAACCUAGACAUUCUACCUUGAAAAUCGCCGUUGACGAGAGUCUCAAUUGACGCUGAGGUAUCAUGAGUUUAUUUGAUGUUUUUGGAAAAAGAAAAUAGUCUGACUGAACGGUGACGAUAAAAUCAUUGGAUUAGCUGGUACUCAUUAACUUUAAUGUAUUAAAUACGGUGUCUCCGAGUUUUAUUGAAGUCUGACUCUGGAUUUACACUUGAUCGUGUUUAAACUUUAAACUUGAUUCUCUCUUGCAACUAUAAUUUCAUCACCCGCAAACUGGCGGAUACGUUGUUUAAUUGGAUGCAGUUGAAGUUAACGCCUGGCUAAAAUGCCGAAGAUAAGGACUAAGCAGACGCCAAACAGUCUCUGGUUAAGACAACGUGAACUUGGUGUAAAAUUUCCACUGGGCCACAGUGAUGAUUUUCACAAGACUCUUUAUUCAUCCGUACAACCCAUUACUUCGUGGGAUCAUGGGGAUAAUUUGACUGCCGCUAGACAUGGUGGCGUGUUUAAUUUGGAAUAUUCGCCAGAUGGAUCCCUCUUACUGGCGGCAUGUGAAAAGAAAAGUAUUUUAAUGUUUGAUCCUCUAUGUAGAAAAUUGAUACAUGCAAUAGACAAUGCGCAUAAUGACUGUGUCAAUUGCGUAAGAUUUCUAGAUCAACGUAUGUUUGCAACCUGUUCUGACGACAGCACAGUUGCUCUGUGGGAUGCCAGGAAUUUGAAGCAAAGAAUAAGGACUCUUCAAGGACACUCCAAUUGGGUCAAAAAUAUAGAAUACAGUCCGAGCGAUAGUUUAUUAUUGACUAGUGGGUUUGAUGGUAGUAUAUAUACUUGGGAUAUUAAUAGUUUUACAGAAAACAGUUUUGUAUAUACUCGUGUAUUCCAUACAAAUGGACUAAUGCGAACAAGACUUACACCUGACACUAGUAAAAUGUUAAUAUGCACGACUUCAGGAUAUCUCAUUGUAAUCCACAAUCUUAAACUUAGUACAUUAAGUCAGGAUUUGCAAGGAUUCAAGCCAAAUAUGUACAGAUUAAUGCAGCUAUCUCAAACCACCAUACCAGUUGCUGCACGUUUUACGCAUCUUUUUGCUCAUACACGUGCUCACAAUAGAGUUGAAUUCCUCACUGAUUUUCCCAUAGGUGACGAUGCCGAGGUAAUAUCCAGUUUACAAGUUCAUCCGCAAGGAUGGUGCGCUCUGUCGAGAAACGUCAGCAGUGGAGAAAAAUCGGAGUGGACAUGCAUUCACGAUAUACAAGAACGCGAGUCAUCAAGCAACAUGGAGCAAGUCAAUGAAGGAGAGGAGGGACGUUUAACGAGUCUGAACGUGGAAGAAUUCGAAGAAUUUCCGCAAUCGCAACAAUCGCGUUCGAUCCCUUCAUCAUUCAUAAUAGAAAAUACAAAUCGCACCCGAAUAAUACAUGACGUGUCGAACGUAAGAUCGAAUUCGUCGUUUGAUUCGCCUCUUCGCGUAUCCGCAGAUGCAGCACCGUCAUCGAUCAGACCGUCAAGAGUGGCAGGUUGGCAGGUAACUCGUAGAAAUCUACGAUCUCAAUCACGAAAUCCACGUGCAGAUAGAAAUACGGUGAGAACGAACUCCGAUAUCGAGAUAAACUCGAGUAGAAGCUCAGCUACAGACUCGAGAAUAAACACGAAUCAUAACGACGACGAGCCAGAAGAUCAGAAUGUGGAUUACAAUAACGACAACGCAUCCGUCGAUGAGAGAGAACGAGAGAACAGACCGUCUUCCAGGCCGCACUCUCAACUCAACGACCUGCGUCGUCGUAAUAUGCUCGAUAAUCUUUCCACUUUGAGAGGCAAUGUAGAAUUGCACGUCAGCACAACCGAUGUGUGGGAAGCGCUGGUUGCAAUCAGAGAAGCCAGACUUCGCCGGGAACGUGAAAGAGAGCUUUACCCCGGCACUGAGAGAAGAGACUGGCUUCCCAGGUCGAAUAACGGCAUGAGCGUGAAUAUUCCUCGUUCGUCUCAUACGGUUGUAAUAAUUGGCGAUCGAACUCGAGUACAGAAUUUGCAAAACCGACAAAAUCUUCCAACCAUGUACGCGAUACCGAGAAAUCACAAGAUUCAUCAGAACACACCGAGGUUGACGCAUUAUAUCGAGGAGCCCAAUGUCGGUUCCGGAUACAUAAAAGAAUUAUGUUUUUCGGCUGACGGUAGGUUGAUAUGCUCACCAUUCGGUUAUGGAGUACGAUUGCUGGCGUUCUCGAGCGACUGCGCAGAAUUGUCCAACUGUGUUCCGCCCGCCAACGAAUCUGUGCAACUUCAUGAAUUGGCAACACAUAUUGGUCAUUCCGAUAUUGUGGUUAGCACGAAAUUCUCACCUAAACACUAUCUGCUCGUGUCCGGUUGUCUCAGCGGAAAAAUCGUGUGGCACCAACCGGUGGUUUAGCUAAAUUCGUUAUUAUUUUAGAUAUGUUUUAUUGUGUAUAUCAAUUGGUCUCUUAAUAAGUAUAUAAACAUAUAUUUUUGCCGCUUUGUACGACGAUCACGCUGACAUAUGAUAUAAUAAAUCUUUUUGUUAAUUUUUUUAUGUACAUACGUAUAUAUAUACAUAUAUAUAUGUCUGUGUGUAUUUGAUGAACGUUAUUUAUAUAUUAUUCAUACAGUUAUGUAGAACUACACCUGUACAAAUUUAUACAAAAACAAAAUAUACAGUUGUUUUUUCACAUUUUCUCUAUUUGUAUAGUUAAACUUUUCUACCAUAUAUUUCAAUUCUAUCAAUUCCAUAUUUUUUUUAUUCUAAAAAAAAAUGAAGUUGUGCAAUAUAUUUAACUUGUAAUUUACGCUUCAGAGAAAAAAUUGCUAAGAGAAAGAGAGAAAGAGAGAGAGAGAGAGAACAGUAAAAAUAUAUGUUAAAUUAUACUAAAAAGCAAAAUUGACAAAUUUAUAUAUAUUGUGUGUACCUGUUAUAUACGAUGAAACUAUAUAUUGACGUAUAUAACAUUUGAUACCGACGUUAUAAUAGCAACAUUUUCAUUUGAAAACAGUUGUAAAAUAAUCAAUUUUAAUCUACAUUGCAGCUCUUUAUAAGAUUGACAUGGUUGAGAAUAUUAUGUUUUUCUAAUCAAUAUAUAUUAAAACUUUUGAAUGUUUACAACAAUUUUUAUCUACGAAAAAUAUACGCCAUAGGUAUAUAUUAGUACAGUCACCAUAUUGAGGUUGCGACAUAUAUACACAUAUAUAUAUAUAUAUAUUAUACAUGUAUAUAUUUGUGCAAUUUUUCGAUAUACAGUCAAACCUCAAUAACUCGAAUCUCAACGGAAGAGCUAAAAUCUUCGAAUUGUAGAGGUUUCGACUUAUCGAAGUUUCUUUCCUUUCCGCGGAGCGGAAGGGGAUGAACAAGAUUUUUGUUUUAUAGAAGUUUUCGAGUUAUAGAGGUUCGAGUUAUCGAGGUUUGACUGUAUUUUGAAGAUAAGAAUUAUAAAACAUGUUUUAAAGAGUAAUAAUAUUUAUUCAUAAAAAAAAAAAACAUGCUUUUUUCGCCCUUUCCGAUAAACGUAUCUGUAGCUAACUUGAUUGAAGAAAAUCACACAUAAUCGAAACAUUUACAAUAUAUGUAUGUGACAUGAAAAAUUUGAAAUUUACUCAAUCGACUCGUGUAUACUAUGUAGCAAUAUGCGAUACUAUCUAGAAAAGUCAUCGUGAUUAUUUAUACUUAAAUAAAUUUUGUCAUCAUGGAGAGCAUACAUAACUGUAUGUAAAAUCUGUACGUAUAUAUGAUCCAAGAACAUAGGUAGGGAUAAAUUGAAUAUUCAAAAAUCUAUUACAUUACACAUUUGUAUGAUUAAUAAGAGAGAAGAGACGGCAUAUCCUGUAAUAUAAAUGUGCAUGUAAAUAUGUUGUGUCGUAUUGUAUGUGUUAAGAAUAGCGAUUUUCACGUUUGAUGAAAUGUUCUAUCAUUUAGCUGUUCGAUAUGUAUUCUCUAUCUACAUAUAUAUGUAUAUAUAUAUCUACAUAUAUAUGUAUAUCGUGAAACUCUGAAUUACAAUCGGCAAUAUUGCAUCAGAUUAUGUCGUCAGCAGCGAAAAAUUACGAACAAACUUGUAACAAAUACUUAAAAAAAAAAAAAAAA
Molecule: messenger RNA, 4316 nt
Organism: Pseudomyrmex gracilis
Lineage: Eukaryota; Metazoa; Arthropoda; Insecta; Hymenoptera; Formicidae
Product: DDB1- and CUL4-associated factor 10
Exons: 6
Coding region: 552-2633 (693 amino acids)
Cellular component (GO): Cul4-RING E3 ubiquitin ligase complex
Molecular function (GO): protein binding
Source: RefSeq, a predicted model, not a curated record